CGCGCAUUAGGCCCCCUGGUUAUUUUAAAGUACCACACCUUUUUAACUCCCCCACUCAACCUGUAGAAAUGCUCCAUCAUCUAUAUAUGGAUUGACUAUUGUACAAUCUGCUUCUGCUUUAACAUCUCUGUAUUUUACGUUACUCUACUAACGCUGAUGUUACUGGAGAAUACGUUUGCUCUGCAAAAUGCGAUUUCCUAACAACGUCAGGCGAAUUGAAGAUUCGAAAGGUACAAACCAAAACUUUGUUACUGGAUAAUAAGAACGGAAAAAUCGAUGUUCGGAACAUAUCCUCGGUGUUCAAUGUCGUUUCUAGUGGUCGAAAUUCUAUGAAAUUGCAAGUUCAAGGCAUCAUCCACGGCGUUAUGUUUGUGCUUACCAACAAGAAUGCCCCUGUUAACUUGACUAUGCCCAUGGAAUAUAGAGGUGAUUUCUAUCUGUCGACCUCUGCUGGUUACAAGUCUAAAGCCGAACUGGUAAACCCUUCGGACUCCGGGCAUUCUUUGAGAUUCAAGGUGGUCACUGGAAACUAUGUUAAAGGCACAAAACUCACUCCUUCCAACGUGAGAGAAGAGGCUCGAUAACGAUUGGUAACGAGAACGACGAUGCCACCUUGGUAUUUGCCGACGAAUGAGCAACCAAAUUUAUUCGAAAGUACAAUAAGCAGUUGACUUGGAUUCGUCAGCUUCUAGAUUAUUCCUCUGGAUCCAAUGCAUUAAGCUUAGCAGCAUACGUAUGCGUUUAUAAUUUAUAAAAAUAUAAAAAA
Molecule: messenger RNA, 766 nt
Organism: Umbelopsis ramanniana AG
Lineage: Eukaryota; Fungi; Mucoromycota; Umbelopsidomycetes; Umbelopsidales; Umbelopsidaceae
Exons: 2
Coding region: 330-584 (84 amino acids)
Source: RefSeq, a predicted model, not a curated record